AAGUGGCCAGCGCUCACACUACAAGCCUGAAUGGUGAGGAGGAGGAGGGAGCAAUUGGUGGGGAGGUGAUUCCCUACAAGAAGCUGGUGCAGAGUCUUGAGAAGGCCGUCAAUAGAUUCCAGGAUGGAUCAUGCAGCAACUGUGCCUCUCUCUCUUGGUGAGUGACCCCAUUGAGCCACCACCCAAGGAAGCCCCUCCAAAGGCCACAGAGGAGGAAGGCAGUGUUGUCAUUCUGGAUGCCAAGCUGUUCUACAAGCAGCAGGAGAAGGAGGUGGCAGAGAAGAUCAAGGAAAGCCUGGCAGUGACUGAGUAUGCCAAGCCAUCCAGUGCAUUGGUGCUGAGUGGUGUGUCCAGCAGUGUGGUGCAGUACACAGUGUUUGAAAUGCAGCUGUCCUUUACUGUGCUGGAUACAGAGGACUGGUGGUGUAUCCCUCACAUCUGGUCAUCAAGGAGUACCCCAUGGUCAAGUCCUUGCACACCGAUCCGUUCUGAUGGAAGCAGUUGGAGGGUGUGGAGGAUGGGGAUCUAUUUACCCAAGAACAACUUGUCAACAAUUCCUGUAGAUGUCGUCAUCAGUGAGGUCAGUGUUAGAUACCAACUUGCUGCUCAGGUGUCUGUUGUACCUGCUGGUUGGCAUCUCCACUUUGUCUCUCCUGGUGCUGACAGAUUAGCAGCAGGAGUGGGAACUGCAGUGGCUGUAACUCACAUGACUUCACUGGUACCAAUCCAGACCACCUGGCUUCCAGAGGGACAGGCUUGUGUCACCCUGACCUUACCUCUACCUAUACAUCUACCACUGCACUACAUUUGGAAUCUGGUUGAGUACAUGUACUCAGACCCAAGCCUGAUGUGCUUGGUGGUGUAUCCUGAAAAUUUGAAGAUCCAGGAGAACUCUGUCACCAAGAACCUGCAAAUGAAUGUCAUUGGGUGGCUGAUGGCAGCUCCUCAAGUGAACCCAGAGAUCACUGGGCUAAUAAAGUACAGUAUGAUGGGUGCCUUGGAGAAGCUGUGCCUUGAGUUGAAGGCUGCAGUUACCUUCAGAAAAGAGCAAAGCUGCAACAAGUCAUCCAAGUACUUUGUCAAGAAGGUUUAUGUUGAAGGCAACCUCCUGCACUGCUCUCAGGAGAACAGUGGGACUCAUGGAUGCCUCCAAGACCCACAGAGGAUUGGAAGGCAUAAAUUCAAUCUUGGAUAACUAUUGACAUUUAAAACUGAGGAAUGACUGACAGAAGAGACAAAGAAAAGAGGAGGAAGAAUAUAAGAAAGGAAGGAAGGAAGAGAAGAGGGGGACAUGAGAAGGAUGAAAUAAAGGAGAGAGAGAGAGAGAAUGUUACUGAUUGUGAGAAUUAAUUAUCAUUAUUAUUAUUAUGUUCAAAAUGUAUUACUUAUAUUUGCAUUGUUUUUUUCCAGAAGUGAUAGAAAGAAGGAAGAGGAGAAGAUAGAUGAUAAUAAGGAGGGAAGAAAGAGAAAGAGAGAGAGAGAGAAGACAACAAAGAAGGAAGAGGACAUGAGAGAAGAAUGAGGUUAAUAGAAGAGGAAGAAAAAAAGAAGAAAUGAGAGAAAGAUAGAAAAGAUAAAAGAAAAAUAAAUCCUCCCCCAGCCCCCUUUCUCUCUCUCUCUCUCUCUCUCUCUCUCUCUCUCUCUCUCUCUCUCUCUCUCUCUCUCUCUCUCUCUCUCUCUCUCUCUCCCACAAUCCACAGACCCACAGUAUGUCUCCCACAGUAUGUUGACAAACCCAGUCACUCCCCACAGCCUCUCACAAAUAUACCUCUCUCUCUCUCUCUCUCUCUCUCUCUCUCUCUCUCUCUCUCUCUCUCUCUCUCUCUCUCUCUCUCUCUCUCUCUCCAUGCCUAAGAGAGGAACCUGGUCAGUCCCUGUGAGAAAUUUUGCAACAUUUUCUGUUCAAGCAAGAGUUCAUGAAAGACUUCCCAUUCCCAAACAGUACAAAUGACUGGAUGGUCUGGGAAGUAUUCACUCUGGAAAUACAGUGAGGGGUUAAUGAAAGGAAGAAUAUUGGAAAA
Scylla paramamosain (green mud crab) is the source of this 2021-nucleotide messenger RNA. RefSeq lists its product as uncharacterized. The record is from RefSeq and is a predicted model, not a curated record. The transcript is spliced from 8 exons. Lineage: Eukaryota; Metazoa; Arthropoda; Malacostraca; Decapoda; Portunidae. Bases 131 to 1195 code for a protein of 354 amino acids.